Lethenteron reissneri (Far Eastern brook lamprey) is the source of this 2043-nucleotide messenger RNA. RefSeq names its product matrix metalloproteinase-21-like. The record is from RefSeq and is a predicted model, not a curated record. Gene Ontology annotation, cellular component: extracellular matrix. Gene Ontology annotation, biological process: extracellular matrix organization; proteolysis; collagen catabolic process. Lineage: Eukaryota; Metazoa; Chordata; Hyperoartia; Petromyzontiformes; Petromyzontidae. Gene Ontology annotation, molecular function: metalloendopeptidase activity; zinc ion binding.
AUGAAGGAGCUGCUGCAGGCACCAGGGGAUGGCGGUGCCCCCCCCUCCUCUUCUUUCCCGGAGUUGUGCUUCCCCUGCGCGCAGCCCCCCGUCCACAGCGACUCCGGCAAGCUACUGAAGCUCCGAGGCUGCAGGAACGUGCCCCUGAAGAUGUUCAGGGGCCCCCUCAAGGCGCGGCUGCGGCUGAAGCACGCCAUGGUCACCUUCCUCGCCCUGUGCAUGGCGAGCGUAGCCGACGAGCACGUUGACCAGACCCUGAAGAUGUUGGAGUCCGUCGCCCUUCGGAUCUUCCUGGCUCGGUACGGCUGGCUGGACCCCGUGCCGUGGAGAGAGGGCUCUGGACACGCUGACGCCGACCCCGCCACCGCCCCCUGGGAUGACCUCGACUUUGCCAACCCCGUCCCGGACGAACUCCCCGUGGAGCCCGACUCGGAGCCAGCCCACUCGGACUCCGCAGAGCUGCCCGCUUGGGGAGCCGAGGCGGGUGCCGGGCCCCAAGAGGAGGCGUCACGGCGGGGCGAGCGAGCGGGGGGGCGAGCGGGGGUGGCGUUCUUCGUCGGCGUAGGCCCAGCCGUGGCCGAUGCCCUGCGCAGGUUCCAGGCGGCGCACGGCCUCGAGGUCACGGGCCUCCUGGACCCCGGGACCAGGGAGGCGAUGAGCCAGCCGCGUUGCGGUGUCCCCGACAGGCAGACGGGAGAGGCGGCAGCUGAUCGGGCCUCUCCCGAGGAGGAGGAGAAGGAGGAGGGGGGGGAGGCCGCGCCGCCGCCGGCGGCCGCCUUCGCGGCCCGCGUGGUGCGCUGGAGGCUCCUGAGCGAAGGCUUCAGCACGAGGCUGAGCGUUGUGGAGCAGAGGGCCGUGGUGCGCCUCGCGUUCCGCAUGUGGAGCGAGGUGGCUCCGCUCGUCUUCAAGGAGGACCUCACGUCCCCGCCCGGAGACGUGGACAUCCGCUUGGGGUUUGGCACGGGCCGCCACCUGGGCUGCCCGCAUGCCUUUGACGGCUGGGGCCGCGAGGUGGCCCACGCCUGGACUCUGGGGGACGUCCACUUUGACGACGAUGAGGACUUCAGGGGCCUCGGGGAGGCCCGGGGCAUCAGCCUGCUCAAGGUGGCCGUGCACGAGAUCGGUCACGUGUUGGGGCUGCGCCACGCGCUGCUGCGCGGCUCCGUGAUGCUGCCCGAGUACCCCGGGGGAGGGGUCUGUGAGCUGCACCCCGAGGACAGACGUGCCGUGCAGCACCUGUACGGCGUGUGCGAGGGGCGCUUUGACGUGGUGCUGGACUGGGUCCGCCGUUCGCCCGACGACCCCACGGGGCCCCCACGCUACAACACGUUCUUCCUGCGCUCCGCCUGGUACUGGCUCUACGAGAACCGCAGUCAGCGCACUCGCUACGGAGACCCGCGGCCCAUCGCAGCCGGCUGGCGGGGGCUGCCACCGGGCGGUGUCGACGCCUUUGUGCACGCGUGGACCUGGAGCCAGGACUGCGCCUAUUUCUUCAGAGGGUCCUAUUACUGGCGCUACGACAGCGAGCGAGACCAAGCCUUCGUGCGAGACCCCCAAGGGGUCUCCUACCCCCGACUCAUCUCAGAGGGAUUCCCAGGGGUCCCGUACCCCCUCGACACGGCCUACUUCGACCGCAGGGACCAGAACAUUUACUUCUUCAAAGGGAGUGGAGUGACGGUGUUCAACGUGCGCUUGGGCCGCGUGUCCCCAGGCCCUCCGCGGGCCCUGCGCUCCGUGUUCCCGGCCCUGCUGGGCCCAGGCGGGGACCACCCCGGGGGAGGCCUGGAUGCGGCCUACUACUCGUACGCCCACGGAGCCCUCUUCCUCCUGAAGGGCCCUCACGCGUGGAGGGCCCUCACGGACGCCGAGAGGCGCGCCUGGGCCUCGGGCGGGUCGACGAUAACGAUGAAGGAGACGAUGAAGACGAUGCAGGAGACGAUGCAGGUGAAGGCGACGCUGCCGCCUAGGAAUGCACUGCUGCCCCGGCAAGCGACGGCGCAGAUCUGGCGGGACAUCUGUGAUGCCGGUGCGGCCGGGGUUUAG